AUGUUGCCUAUUAAUGUCUUUUUUUUAUCUUGGGUUUUUGCUUUACUGGCACUCUUCCGGCAGACACACGCUAUUUCCAUUAACAGCUCUACUUUUCAGGUUUCUAACUCUUUUACGCUGCUAAACAACGCAUCAAAACUAUUCUCAGUACCGUUCGAUGUAUCCACUAAGGAAUAUUUAAAGACUUCAGCACUGUUGACCUGUGUUAGAGACUCGCAGUUUUCUGCAUCGUAUUUUGAAGCUGCAUUCUUCCCAAAAAAUAGUACUAUUUUCUUUGACAUUGAAGCACAAACAAUUAUGAGUGAAAACAUAACCAUUAAGGCAGAAUUGAUUGCAUACGGUCUCAAUGUUUAUACCAAAGUUUUUGAUCUAUGUGGAAUACAAGAUAAUUUAUUAUGCCCGUUGAAGCCAGGGAAUAUAGAACUCAUAGGAAGCUAUUAUGUAGAAACAGCAGUAGCUAGCCAAAUUCCAAGUAUAGCAUAUAAUAUCCCUGAUUUGGACGCGUAUAUUGUGGUGUCAGCAUACUCCACUACCGAUAAAGAAUUCAUCAAACCUUUAGCAUGUGUUCAAGUGAUGCUAUCAAAUGGUAGAACAGUUCAAACAGAGUACUUGUCAUGGAAUCUAGUGAUUUUGACAAUUUUCGGAAUUAUGUUUUCAGUUGUUUAUUCUUUGCAAGGUUACACAGUUACUUCGACACGCCUGGCGUCAUAUUCAAUCUCAUUGGUUUUAUAUUUCCAAAAUUUGGCUAUCCUAGCAAUGAUUAGUGUAUCAUUUUUGCCGCCUAUUGUCGCUGCAUGGACUCAAAAUUUCCAAUGGUCAACGGGAAUAAUAAAGAUAAAUUUUAUGCAGCACUUAUUUGACUGGUAUAUUGUCGCCACAUCCGGGUCCCCCACUGUUGUAUAUCACAAUAAAGAAGUUCUAUCGAUCAGCGUUCAAAAAAGAUCCUUGAACAGUAAAAUCAUAUCCGCAUCAAGUAAUUUAAAUGGUGUUGAAAGCUCUCAAAGGGAUAAUUUAUUGUACACUUCAAAUCUAAGAAAUGCCAAUGACUACUUAUCAAAAAUCUUAGUACUAAGGGGUAUCAAAAGGGUGUCUUACAAGGCUGGAAUUGAAAUAUCGAAUUUCUUCUUGACGGGAUUCUCCUUCUUUAUUGUCUUUAUUGGUAUGGUAAUAUUAGGGUUUAUCAUUUUUAAAACAUCUUUGAAAGUAAUUCAGAGGUUUAAAAUUAAGACGACCAGAUAUUUACACUUCCAUAUACAUUGGAGCGCACUUUUACAGGGAACAUUAUAUCGAGUGGUAUUCAUAAUAUAUUCCGAGAUAUCUCUUUUAGCACUUUGGGAGUUCACUCAAAAAGACUCAGCAGCUACCUUAGUGGAAGCAAUUGUUGUUUUCAUUUUGAUGACAGUCUUGUUAUUAUCUGCAAGCGUUAGAAUAUGGAGACAGAUGGUCAAGUCUGAGAAAAUUUUUGGCCAACCAAGCUAUUUACUUUUCAGUGACUCAAAAUUUCUAAACAAGUUUGGCUUUCUUUACUCUCAAUUUAAGUCUACAAAGGUAUGGUGGUUAAUGAUUACAUCCGCAUACAUGCUUAUUAGGUCCAUCCUAGUGGGAGCUCUACAAACGCACGGAAAAUCUCAAUCAAUUGGUGUCUUUUUAAAUGAAGCGAUCUAUCUCAUCCUUUUGUGCUGGAUGCAACCUUAUAUGGACAAAACAACCAACUGCUUCAAUAUUAGUAUCCAUUCACUGAAUUUAAUGAAUGCCUUUUUUUUCUUAUUUUUUAGUAACUUAUUUCAACAGCCCAUUGCUGUUUCUUCUUUCAUGGGACUAAUUUUCUUUUUUCUGAAUGCUGCGUUUUCCUUGUAUCUAUUUAUUUUCAUAUUGGUGUGCUUUGCGAUGGCGAUAUAUUACAAGCACCCUGAUACGAGGUACAAACCCAUUGAUGACCAAAGACGAUCGUUCUUGAAAAAUGAAAUGGAUGAUGAUGCAGUUUAUGAAUUAGUGCCAGAACUGCACGAAAUGAAGAAGGCUGUUCUCGAAUGCAACGGCAUUCAAAGGCCGCAAAUUAAUAAGAUUGAUCUUUGUAAACAAAAUUCAAACUGUGAAUAUCUGUAUAUGUGA
This is a messenger RNA of Saccharomyces paradoxus, 2112 nucleotides long. Its product is annotated as putative flavin adenine dinucleotide transporter. The record is from RefSeq and is a predicted model, not a curated record. Bases 1 to 2112 code for a protein of 703 amino acids. Gene Ontology annotation, biological process: fungal-type cell wall biogenesis; transmembrane transport. The transcript has a single exon. Lineage: Eukaryota; Fungi; Ascomycota; Saccharomycetes; Saccharomycetales; Saccharomycetaceae.